AUGGACUGGAAUGUCACGGGUAGAAGGUGCUACUCCAGCGCGGCGACACAGCGAAAUUUGUGCUGCCUCAAGAUGGUCAAGAAGAUGAACAAAAGACAAAGGAUGAUUAGGGGAGCUGCAGUUUUUGUCACACUUGCUGCAAUAGCAGUCAUUGUUAGAGCUAUAAUAAGGAAGAGAAGACCACGUAUUACAUAUGGCCCAAUGCAUGAAAGAGAUAGGGUCAGAUUUGAUUAUCUAGACCAAAAAUUUUGGAAAAGCGAUGUGUUGUGUAAAAACAUGUUAAGGUUUGAAAGAGCUGCGUUUUUUGGCUUGUGUGGCAUACUGAGGGAUCGAAAGUUGCUAGAAGACAGUCCACAUCUUAGCGUGGAGCAACAAUUAGCGAUGUUUUUACAUACAAUUGGACACAAUGUUCGGAAUAGGGUUAUUUCAGCCAAUUUUUGUAGAUCAUAUGGCACAACCAGCAUCUACUUUAGAAAGGCUCUUUAUGCCAUAGGCGAGCUUCAUAAUGAUUACAUAAGGCCACCAUCAUUGGAGACCCCUGCCAAAAUUGCUGGAAACCAUCGAUUUGACCCAUAUUUUAAGGAUUGUAUUGGAGCUAUCGAUGGUACACAUGUGCGAGCAGGUGUUACCAAAGAUGUGGAGAAUUCUUUUCGGGGUAGGAAGGCCUUCACCACUCAAAAUGUGAUGGCAGCGGUAGAUUUUGACCUACGCUUCACAUAUGUGUUGGCUGGUUGGGAAGGGUCGGCACAUGAUGCUACUGUUUUAGCUGAUGCAUUAACGCGUGAGAGAGGCUUACAAGUGCCACCGGGAAAGUUCUACCUAGUUGAUGCUGGUUAUGGAGCAAAGCCUGGGUUCUUACCACCUUUUCGUGGUGUGAGGUACCAUUUGAAUGAGUGGGGCAACAAUCCGGUCCAAAAUGAUAGGGAGUUGUUCAACCUUAGGCACUCAUCUCUACGGGUCACGGUAGAGAGGGCUUUUGGAUCUCUCAAGAGGCGUUUCAAAAUUUUAGAUGAUGCCAAACCCUUCUUCUCUUUCCCGGUGCAAGUCGACAUUGUUAUAGCAUGUUGUGUUCUUCAUAAUUAUGCACUGUCACAAGGGAUUGAUGAAUUUAUUAUACCGGAAGUGACAUGGACCACCCAACCAAUUCGAACAACAAGCCAACAAGCAAAAAUGGACAAUACCGAAGUCACCGCUGCAAGUGGGAACUCCAUCAAGAGUGGGGUCAUUGUAUGGACUCCUGCAAUGACCAACACGAUGCUAGGGUUUUUGGCUGACCUUGUUGCAAAAGGAAAGAGGACUUCUAGUGGGUUCAGGGAGGCACAUCACAGACAAUGUGCUGCUGUUUUGAAUGAGCAGUUCAAACUAGCUGUCACUGCAGAACAAGUUCGAAACCAUCUCAAGAAGUGGAGGAAGAUUUGGGGAAGGGUUGUCAUCUUGAAGAAUUUAAGUGGAGCUCUAUGGGAUGAAGAUACUUGCACAAUUAGGCUUGCCGAAGAACACUAUGCAGGUCAUUGCAUGGCACACAAAGCUGAUGCCCCUUACUUGAACACCCCAAUUGAACACUAUCAUGCUAUGGCGACCAUCUUUGGGACAACCGCGGCUUCGGGGAUCAAUGCUAGGUCUGGGAAUGAUCUACUUUCUAUUGAAGUGGAAGAUGAGGAGAAUGGUGAGGUGAACACAUCACCAAAUGUUGCUGAGUCCUCUCACCCCAAAGGACCACCAAAAAAGAAGGCCAAGGUAGUGAAAGUUCUUGAAGAUCCACUAGUUACCACUCUCAAUUACGGGUUCAAACUUGUGGCUGAUGCUCUUGUCAAGUCUGGGGAUGAUGAUGAUAUACCCGCUGAACUUUGGGAUGAGGUCUGCAAGUUGGGAGAAUUUGAUGAAGAGCACCUAGCCCACUACUAUGCUCAUCUUGUUGACAAUCCGAAGAUCGCAAAAGCCUUCAUGACACUUUCCCAAACCAACAAAUCUGUUUGGGUGAGUAGGUAUGUGAAGAAGAACUUCUAAAUUCGAUAUGGUUGUAUGGUUGUCAAGUAUGUGAACAACAUGUAUGGCUGUAGUGCACUUUGCUUUGGAUAUUUGGGUGUUUGCUUUUGGAUGUGUAUGAUUGUCAAGUAUGGCUGUAGUUGUU
Messenger RNA from Hordeum vulgare subsp. vulgare (domesticated barley), 2131 nucleotides. RefSeq lists its product as uncharacterized. The transcript has 7 exons. The record is from RefSeq and is a predicted model, not a curated record. The coding region runs from base 1 to 2007 and encodes 668 amino acids. NCBI's taxonomy places the organism in Eukaryota, Viridiplantae, Streptophyta, Magnoliopsida, Poales, Poaceae.